Molecule: messenger RNA, 890 nt
Organism: Eutrema salsugineum
Lineage: Eukaryota; Viridiplantae; Streptophyta; Magnoliopsida; Brassicales; Brassicaceae
Product: ras-related protein RABA3
Exons: 2
Coding region: 42-752 (236 amino acids)
Cellular component (GO): endosome
Molecular function (GO): GTPase activity; GTP binding
Source: RefSeq, a predicted model, not a curated record
GACUCAAACUUUUGUCUUCAUCAAAACCCAAUUCCACAAUAAUGAACGAAGAGAUGAGCGGGGAGUCACCGGAGAAUAAAUACGUAAGUAAACCGACGAUGCCCGAAAAGAUCGAUUACGUGUUCAAAGUGGUAGUCAUCGGAGAUUCUGCAGUCGGCAAAACGCAGCUCCUUUCACGUUUUACACAGAACGAGUUCUGUUAUGAUUCAAAAUCCACCAUUGGUGUCGAGUUUCAGACACGUACGAUCACUCUACAUGGCAAACUCGUCAAAGCUCAGAUCUGGGAUACCGCCGGUCAAGAAAGAUACAGAGCGGUGACGAGCGCGUAUUACAGAGGCGCGUUAGGUGCGAUGGUCGUUUACGACAUAACCAAACGCGCCUCAUUCGACCACGUGGCACGUUGGGUUGAAGAAUUACGUGCUCACGCCGAUGAUUCCGCCGUGAUCAUGCUCGUCGGUAACAAAGCCGAUCUCGCCGCCGAUCAACGCGCCGUUCCGACGGAGGACGCCGUCGAAUUCGCCGAGGCCCAACGGCUUUAUUUCUCGGAAGUCUCGGCUCUCAGCGGCGGAAACGUCGACGACGCUUUUUUCCGUUUACUCGAGGAGAUAUUCAGUCGCGUUGUUGUUUCGAGAAAAGCUAUGGAAUCUGACGGUGGAACUACCGUGAAGCUUGACGGUUCGAGAAUCGAUGUGAUCUCUGGUUCGGAUCUUGAUAUUAGUAAGCCGAAUCAACAAUCUCCAUGUUCUUGUUGAUUUUUGAUUUUUGAGUGAUGGGUCGAGUAUGGGCCAAAUACAUGAAAGCCAAUUAAUGGGCUUUAUCGAGGCUCAUACAUAACCCGAAUCUUCGUUUAUGGGGUUUUCAUAUUUCUGGUGGUAGUAGGAAAGCAGCCA